AUGGCUGUUCGGCCGUUGCAGAAACGACAGAGAACCGUGGAGGACUUCAACCAGUUCUGCACCUUCGUUUUGGCCUAUGCAGGCUACAUCCCCUACCCUGAAGAGAAUGAGCCCUGGACCCACGGAGGCAGCAUGAGUCCCCAGAACAGUACGGGCAGCACUCAGGACAGCGAUAGCUGGGCCUCGUCCCACUCCGCUGACUGCCACCUCGUGAGCUGCCCUGCCUUCCCCACCAGCUUCUACGAUGUCCGGCCCCAGCAAACCAAACGGAAGAAACCACCAGCAAAGAAACUCAUUUUGGAGCAGGAGGUGGAGAAGAAGGUGCCACUGGGCACUGGGAAGGGCUCUGGGGCAGAGCAGGACGGGGUGAAGGAGCUGGCUGCACUGGAGGGACAGGUGCCUCCCGUGAAAGAGCAGCUUUUGGAGCCUUCCCUCAACCCGGCUGGGGACCCCCAGCCCAACUCCCUCCUGGAGGAGCUGAUGAAGGAGGAGAAGGACUGGAUGCACGGAGCGCAGGAGACCGAGAAGCCAGCAGCAGAUGAUCCUCAGCUAAAGGAGCACGACCCCUGCUCUGGAGGGAGGAAAAGCCCCAGUUCUUGUAGUACCUUGGACCAAAGCGAAGGGGAAGAUGCAAGCAGAGGGAGCUCCCAGCUUAGUGCAGUCGAAUUUGCAGCAGCUCCCAACACCAAAGCAGAAGACGACGAUGCCUGGGAUCUGAUCACCUGCUUCUGCCUGAAGCCCUUCGCAGGGAGGCCCAUGAUCGAAUGUAACGAAUGUGCUACCUGGAUCCACCUCUCUUGUGCCAAGAUCCGUAAAUCCAACGUGCCUGAGGUUUUCAUCUGCCAGCGAUGCCGCGAUGCCAAGCAGGAGAUUCGCCGCUCGAACCGAGCUCGGACGGUGCCCCGCAAGCGCUUCUGUGACUGAAGCUCCUCUAGAGCAGGGAGGCUGGGGGUCCCCUUUUU
This is a messenger RNA of Pygoscelis adeliae (Adelie penguin), 962 nucleotides long. RefSeq names its product PHD finger protein 13-like. The coding region runs from base 1 to 924 and encodes 307 amino acids. Gene Ontology annotation, molecular function: chromatin binding. The record is from RefSeq and is a predicted model, not a curated record. Lineage: Eukaryota; Metazoa; Chordata; Aves; Sphenisciformes; Spheniscidae. Gene Ontology annotation, biological process: mitotic chromosome condensation. The transcript has 6 exons.